GUUUUCACCGGCUAACCCCUUUACCCGUCUAUCUCUAAUCAUAACUUUUUAACUAUGAUCAAAAAAAUGUCAUGGAAAGCUACCGGUCUAAAAUUUCCCCCCUCAAUUACGGUGGAUUCCUCCGGAAGUACUUAUUCUUAUUUCCGUACUUUUAUUCCCUACUUAACCAUCAUCCUGUCUGCUUGACUUGUCCAAACACACACACACACACACACACAUCGACAAUAGACAGCUAGCUCUACACCUACCACCACAAUGAAAGCAGCUCGCCGUCCUUUGCGCCCUCUCGCGGGCACCCCUUCCUCCGUUCUGACCCCCAGAUACGUCAGCCGCACCAGCAACCCUAAGUCAUCGGUGGCGACUUCGACAACAACAACAACGAACAAUGUGUGGCAACAAGAACCUCAGACUCCCAAGCAGGAUUCUUCCCCUUUGGCAAAGCUUCCCAUCUCAUCGGUUUUGCGCUCCCUUGUGAUUCUAUCCGUGUCAUCUUCUUCACUUCUCCUGAAGCCAUGCAUCAAGACGCUGUCGAUGCUGGCGCAUCCUAAGACUGCUGUUCUGGAUGUGGCCAAGAACCCUCUGCUCAAUAUGCUCGUCAAGCAUACCAUCUACAAGCAGUUCAAUGCAGGCGAAAAUAAGCUUGAAGUCCAACGGUCCAUUGAAGACAUUAAGCGUCUUGGAUACAGAGGUGUGCUGCUUGGAUAUGCCAAGGAGGUCCUAGUUGGAGAGAGCAAUGUGGACCCGAAGGAUGAGCAAGCAGCCCGCGAGGAAAUCCAGAUGUGGCUGGAUGGAACUCUGCAGACCGUCGAUAUGGCGCAGGAGGGAGACUUCGUGGCCCUGAAAUUCACCGGCAUGGGUGUUCAGGCGCUUGAUGUCCUGCAGCGUCAGGCUGCACCAACCGAGUUCAUGGACCGUGCGAUUCAAGAGGUCUGCGAUUUGGCUAUCUCGCGGAACGUGCGCCUGCUCGUGGAUGCGGAGGAGCAGGCCGUCCAGCCGGGUAUUGAAGAGUGGACCAUGAAGUACCAGAAAUACUGCAACUCUCAGACUCCUGGCCGUGCCAUCUUCUACAACACUUAUCAGGCUUAUCUCUGCUCCACUCCGGCAACCCUUGCCAAGCACCUUGAAAUGUCCCGCCAGGAAGGUUACACUCUUGGUGUCAAGCUGGUUCGUGGCGCGUACCUUAAGACUGAGCCUCGUCAUUUGAUCUGGUCCACCAAGGAGGAAACGGACAAGUGCUACGACGGUGUUGUGGAGGCACUUCUGACCCGCAAGUACAACUCCAUGCUGAAGUCUGCGUCUGAGAAGCACCAGACUGAUCUGCCAUCUGUUAACGUUAUCAUCGCCACCCACAACCGGGACUCCGUUCGCAAAGCACAUGCUCUCCGUACUGAGCAGGCGAUGAAGGGAGAGAACCACGGUGUUGAUCUGUCCUAUGCUCAGCUCCAGGGAAUGGCUGACGAGGUCAGCUGCGAACUUCUGCAAGGCUUCCAGAGUGCUGAGGUGAUGAAGGGUGCUUCUAUGGAGUCUCCCAAUGUCUUCAAGCUUUUGACCUGGGGAUCCGUCAAGGAGUGCAUGGGCUUCCUGAUGAGACGCGCUAUUGAGAACACCGAGGCUGUUGGCCGCACCAAGCAAUCCCAGGAGGCGAUGUUUGAGGAGCUCAAGCGCAGGGCACGCCUGGCGUUCCGCCGCAGCAACUGAUCAUCUUUCCUUUCCUCCAUCACUCUUAGCUUUCAUUUCUUUUCUUUUUCUUUUUCUUUUUUUUUUUU
This is a messenger RNA of Aspergillus caelatus, 1766 nucleotides long. Its product is annotated as proline dehydrogenase family protein. The coding region runs from base 256 to 1698 and encodes 480 amino acids. The record is from RefSeq and is a predicted model, not a curated record. NCBI's taxonomy places the organism in Eukaryota, Fungi, Ascomycota, Eurotiomycetes, Eurotiales, Aspergillaceae. Gene Ontology annotation, cellular component: mitochondrion. The transcript is spliced from 2 exons. Gene Ontology annotation, molecular function: proline dehydrogenase activity; FAD binding.